Nymphalis io (European peacock) is the source of this 1542-nucleotide messenger RNA. RefSeq lists its product as uncharacterized. The record is from RefSeq and is a predicted model, not a curated record. Lineage: Eukaryota; Metazoa; Arthropoda; Insecta; Lepidoptera; Nymphalidae. The coding region runs from base 1 to 1311 and encodes 436 amino acids. The transcript is spliced from 6 exons.
AUGGCUUUUAGUCAUUAUGGUGACGUCUCCCCGCACACCAUGAUACUCAUAUACAUCACAUAUCUUGUGAGCAGUGUAUCCUGUCUGAAGCUUAUUCAAAAGGAAAAUAAUACAUCAAAUCAUAAUGUCACUACAUUAUAUCCAGUCGAUAACAUUACCUACCAUAUAACAGAAGCGAAUAAUGUAUUCAAAGAUAACUUGAUUAGAAAUAAUGAGAAAGAAAUGAUCAAACCCCAAGCAACAGAUAAAACGAGUGACACCAAGCUGAAAGGUUAUGAAAGUUAUGUUUUAAGCAAAUUAAAAGAAACAGAAAUUGAACAAAUGCAAAAUCAUAAUGUAAUCGAUAUGACAUUAAGAAAAAAACAAGAUAAAAAAAGUGAAAUAAAUCCGCUUACUGAUACGACUUCUUGGAAAGUUAAUGCUACUUAUUCAAAAUCAAAGUUAAAUCUAAAUGACAAUAAGAAUAAUAUAACUGAUGACAGCUAUAAUAAUGAAAAUGAAAGUUUUAAACAAAAAGAAUUCAAGCCGAGUCCGCAGUUAGGAAAUUUCUAUGAUGAAGAUAAGUUUGUGGUACCCACGCAAGCAACUAUAGGAUCAUUUACUCCGCAUGUUUCUAAGCCAUCGAUGGAGUUUGUGAGCUCCCCGAGAGACCUUUUCCCGUUAAACUACAAACGACCAGUCAAUGCGUAUUAUGAUGCAAUUGGUUCGCCUUACAAAUUUGAACAUAUUUUACCAAGAACCAAAGACUGGAAAUUUGAAACAGGUCUAGAAACCAAACCCACCAUGGAAGCGCCGCUGAUGAUACCGGCUGGCGGGCUUUACAAGUUACCGGACGCGUUUAAAGAUAAACCAAGUUCUGACGGUGACGAUGAUGAUUUUGGACUAGACUUUAAGGAUUCGAAAGAUACGUCUUUAAAGAAACGUUUUAACCCAUGGAAAAAAAUAUUAAACUUCGUAACAGCUUUGGUACCCGUCGGGAUCAUCAUAUCUGCGCUCACGCCCAGCAUCAUCACUCUAGAGAGUGCUGAUAAUAACCCUCGUUUUCCAUCUCGCAUUUCCCGGAGGUCGGGAGAGAGCGUCGCCGAACUUCCGUCGAUCAGUGAACGAUGCAAACGAAGAUUGCUCUGCGAAUUACAUUCGAACACAAACUACAUACGCGAUACAUCAGCUCCUAACAGACAGAACUUAUGCUACAAGAUCCCUUGCAACGACCCUCAGGCUCUCAGCAAGGUUCUUCGUUGGUUACUCCAGCACCACGACAGCCGUGGCCACCGCCACACGCUUCAUGACAGACGGGGUUUUAUAACGUAAUGUAAAUGAAUUAUAAACUACUACUAUUGUUUCAAUUUAUUUUAUCUUGUAUUAUAUAUUGUAAUAUAGAUUCGAUAUAGCUCAGUGGAUAGAAUAGCAUCUUAAACGAAGAUCGCGGGUUCGAGUCCGGGAAGGACAGCUAAAUUAUAACAGUAGUAACUUCGUAUUAUUGCACUGAAUAUCAAAAGUCUGAGUUAUUUUUGAUGUAACCGGAUUAUCUGUGAUUUUCAU